This is a messenger RNA of Truncatella angustata, 1680 nucleotides long. RefSeq lists its product as uncharacterized. Bases 1 to 1680 code for a protein of 559 amino acids. The transcript has 3 exons. Lineage: Eukaryota; Fungi; Ascomycota; Sordariomycetes; Amphisphaeriales; Sporocadaceae. The record is from RefSeq and is a predicted model, not a curated record.
AUGGCUUCAUCCGGUGCUUCAUCCUCGACAGCCACCGGUUCCAACCUGGAAAGGACUCCGCUCCUUCACGAUGGCGAACGACCUCGGGCUACCCGUAAUGUCACCUUUAACCCAGACCCCGUGUCGAGCACCUAUUUCCCCGAGCCGGCAUCUUUAGCCUCGUCCCCAGGAAGCACUCUUGGUACCAUACCGACGACUAAUCCCUUGAGUCCAGUCGGAACCACGGGUUCCAUACCGAACCCAGCAGGCUCUGCUGCCGCCCACUCUUCGACCAUAUCGGCCAUGACAAGCCGUCUGCGACGUAGGAACUCCCAUGGCGCUACCUUCUCGACCUUGCCCGCACCUUUGGGGCCUCUGCCCAAGCUGGGUCCUCAAAGGUCUAGCAAGACUGCUCAGAAGCUCAAGCUCCUGCCUAAUCCAGACACUGGAGAAGGAAUGCCAGAUGAAGAGAGUGGCAGGGACGUCUACAGCCAGUAUACACGAAUCCAAGAUCCCGUAGCAAGGCGGGAUGCUGCCCGUCUUGGAAAAGCAGAUCGGGACCGGCUGCCAAGAGUGACUGCCUACUGCACCGCGAACAACUAUCAAAUGGAGGCACUAUUGCGUUUCUUGAAAGGUCGUGGAAAGACCAGGAGUGCCAAUCCAAAGUUGAUCGACGAGUGCAUAUACACCCCAUAUAACUACAGCACGGGCAAGGGUGCUGAGCGGGCAGAGACUGUCGAGGAACGGACGAGGAGGGAGCGAGGAGAGCAGGAGCGUCGCGAGCGCGAGGCGUCCGGGGAGAGCACGCAAAUGCCAGUGCAAAACUACGAGCGGAGGCAUUCCACAGGCCAGUUGAUCGAUGUCGGUGACGGUGCUGCAGAUGUCGGUACUGUCGAAACCUAUGAUAGUGGACGCGAUUUUCACAACAAUCUCUCCUAUCCCUCGCAACAUGACGAGAUCCACGAUCCUUCCAGUACGCAACACGAGGCCGACUUCGAUACAACAGUUCACGUACCAGAAGUCUUCCUGUUUGAGUACGGUGUUGUGGUGAUCUGGGGCAUGACACUUGCACACGAGAAGAGGUUCUUGAAAGAUAUCGCCAAAUUCGAAAAUGAGAAGCUUGACGAUGACGACGUGGAAACGGAGUGCUUUAACUUCUAUUAUACGCGAGAAUACCAAGCGCGGAUAUAUAACGAUUUCAUCACUUUACGAGACAAGACCAACUACAUGACGAAGCUGGCAAUCAGCCAUGCACUUGCCCAGAGUGUCAAGACGUCCCUGUUCGAAGAGUUAAUUGCUAGUACUAUUGAGACAUGCAAAGACAUACCUACACAAAUCGCAUUAACUGGCAAGAUUGCAUUAACUCGCAGUCAGAUCAACAUGCAAAUCGGCGAACUCUUCAUCCUCCGUAUCAAUAUCCAUCUCAACGGCUCUGUUCUCGAUACGCCGGAGCUUUUCUGGGUAGAGCCCGCUUUGGAGCCUCUGUAUCAAGCAGUGCGUGCCUACCUAGAGAUGGACCAGAGAGUCGGACUAUUGACAGAGAGGUUGGACGUGAUCGCGGAUUUGUUAGCAGUACUGAAGGACCAAUUGAGUCAUGGCCAUGGAGAGAUGCUGGAGUGGAUAGUUAUCAUCCUCAUUGCUGCCGAGAUUCUGGUAGCAGCAGUCAAUAUCGUCGUCGAUCUCUACGCUGGUGUUGACUAA